This is a messenger RNA of Danio rerio (zebrafish), 1733 nucleotides long. NCBI's taxonomy places the organism in Eukaryota, Metazoa, Chordata, Actinopteri, Cypriniformes, Danionidae. The record is from RefSeq and is a predicted model, not a curated record.
CUGUAACAAAUUGCUGUAGUUUUUACAGCAAAAUUAUACAGGAAUUUAUUGUUUUAACAUUUCACAAGUUAUUAUUGUAAUUCGCAAUGCAUUAUGGGUUAAACCAAGAGUUACAGUUGUUAACUGCAAAUUUCUACGGGGACUGUAAAUUAAUAUACAGGUAGGAGGUGUGUUAAUGUAGAUUCUGCGUUUUUACAACAACAUGUUGUAGUGUGGAAUUAUGGGAUUUCGCGGGCUGAUGCAGAUUUGAAAUAUGGUGGACUGGACAAGCGGGAGAAAACAGAAGGCAUUAUUCGUUAAUUUCAAGGAACUUUGGUGAAAAAAUCAAGACGUGGUGAAUUAGGUUGUUGGAGGUGACUCGAAUCUGAUCGAUAAAGAUUUAUAAAGGCAUGUCCACGUUGGAUGAGGACGUACGAGAUGCUGUAUUGGCAGUCCUACCUGGGCUAUCAGAGGAGAAACUAGUGUCUCUUUUGAACAAAUUGGCAAGCAUAGGAGUUGAAUCCAAAUCUGACUUGCAGUUUGUUAAAGAGGACGAUCUUCCUGAUCACAUCACACCAAUACAGUGUCGUCGGCUCCUCAAUGCAUGGAAUAUAGAAGACAAAACAGUUUGUGCCAAAGUAUCACCUUUAGAAUCCACAAACAUAGUCUUUGAUGUAUCACCAGUAAACUCACCAUCUUCAAAUUUCAGUUCCUCGUGUACACCAAGUGUCUCUAGCACAAACAGCUCCAGUUCAACUGUCGAUUUAACUGUAUGGCCUGAAAACUUUGAAGUUCCAUGGAAUCGGAUGUCUUCUGGUAUUAAAACUGCCACUGCACUGGGUAGACGCCCCACAGCUAAAGAACGCAGAGAAAUGGUGAGAAUCAUUGUUGAUGAGAUGAGACAGACAGAGUUAAAUCCAUCAAAAUCACAAUGUCUGAUUGUUGCAAAGAAGAUUGUUAAACAGUACCCACAAAGCUUUGCUGAUGUUUUGAAAGAUGGCACAAGAAUUGGGACUGGCUAUGGAUCCCUUUUGAUACAGCUAAAAACAAGAGUGGAGCAUGUUAAUCUUGGCUGCUCAUUUUCGAGACGCAGGAAACAAAAAAAGACCUCAAAUUCACCACCCGAGGACACUGGACCAGGGCCUACUGACCAGUAUGGAUGUGUAAGGUGGCAGCCUGAGUGUCCUGUUGAUGAUACUGAAGAAAGUCUCCAAGAAAAGCAGGAAGAAAUGAAGGACCUCUAUAGUUGUAAGGGGCCAGCUGGAGCUCAAAAAGGACAUCUAAGUCAAUUAAUGAAAGCUACAUACUACCUCCAACGUAAAUCGAUUAAUGCCUGUCCACCACCAUCCAUUGCUGAGUUGAAAAAUGAGUGGCCAUAUCUUUUUACACCCAAAGAACUGUAUAGCCACUUUAAGUCACUUACCAACAUCAGCAUUUUGGAAAGACUUGAGAAGUCCAUGGAAGAAAAAGGAAAGAUGAUUCUUCAGUUUUUCCGUCAAAAGCCAGCAGGGACCAAAACAGAUGAGAUUCAGCGAAUACUUCUGAAGUUUGAUGAUAGUGGAGCUUCAAGUUUCAUUCCAUGUGUGGUCCUUGUGCUUCUGUCACACUUUAAAGAAAAAAACGAUGCACUGAUUCUUCAGACGGAUGUGUCAGCAACAGCAGGUGAUGUGGAGAAAAGCUUGGUGCUUCCAGACUCUCCAAGACUAAUUGUCUUAGGUAAUGGGACAUUCUCACUGCAACUCAGUGGAUGCUGA